This is a messenger RNA of Hordeum vulgare subsp. vulgare (domesticated barley), 1457 nucleotides long. RefSeq lists its product as uncharacterized. The transcript is spliced from 2 exons. Bases 222 to 1004 code for a protein of 260 amino acids. Lineage: Eukaryota; Viridiplantae; Streptophyta; Magnoliopsida; Poales; Poaceae. The record is from RefSeq and is a predicted model, not a curated record.
GCCGUCUCUCCGUCCCGUCCUUUCUCCUCCAACUUCCCCAUCCCCUCCCCAACACAAAUUUCGAUCAAACGAACUCGCUAAACAAUAAUCUCAUCAUCCUUAAACGCGCGGCGAACGGAAUCGGGUUUGGGGACGAGCCUUCCGGAUCCCAUUCUGGGCGGGGUGCUAAUCGUGCUUGGUAGUGGGCGAUAGGGUUUCGGAUCUGGUCGGUUAAUCCGGCGAUGAACGGCGAGAUGAUGGUGCGGCCUCCGGUGCCGGCGCCGUACCAGGUGUGGGCGGCGGCGCUGGCGCUGGCGCAGCAGCAGCUCCCUCCGGCGGCGGGCGCGGGUUUCAAGCCGGCGAGGCCCGCCUGGAAGCGGGCGGCGCGGCAGCAGCAGCCCGGGUGGAAGCAGCGGAAGGCUGCUGCGCAGGCGCAGGGGAGGUGGGGCGGGUCGGCGGCGCCGCGCAACACGACGUCGUACCUGAUCCGGGCGAAGCGGGCGGGGGGCGUGGCGUCGCUGGUGUCGCCGUGCCCCGUGACGCCUGCCGUGCUGCCGACGCCGCGGCUGUCGCCGGCACGGGAGGUGCUGGUGGAGAUGGCCAAGGAGGCGUGGGGCGUCGACGGGUACGGCUCCAUGAAGGGCCUCAUCCGCCUCCGCCCCCAGGCCGCCGGCCCCGACGCCGGCGACGGCGCCGACUCGGGCUCCGGCGAGAGCGACGUGGAGGAGCACGUGGAGGUGGAGCGCCGCCUCGAUCACGACCUCAGCCGCUUCGAGAUGGUUCAGCUCCCCGCCGCGCCCGCCGACGGCGAGGACGACGAGGCCCGCGCGGCCCGGCUGGAGGAGGAGAACCUGACCCUCCGCGCGCGGCUCUACCUGGUGGAGCGCGACAUGGCCGACCUCCGCCGCCGCCUCCUCGCCGUCGAGUCCCUCUGCCGCGACCGCCACCACGACGGCUGCGUCGUGGACGCCGCCCUUCCCGCAGACGUCGACGAGGCGGCCACCGAGGACGCAAUGGUACUCUGACGUGGCCGCCGCCGGCCGCCCGCACCGUGCCCUGUACAUAGUUCACCGUCCCUUCCUCCUCCCCCCAUGUGCAGGUGUCGACAGACAGACAGAUGUGGAAUGAAGAGUAGCCAGCAGCAGCAGAAGCAGCAGUUCGAUUGGCAUCCUUCCUAGAACCAGUCACUCUUCCUUUAAUUCGAUUAGCAGUUCGAUCUGUCGUUGUGUCAUUAGCCACCAGAUCCCCAUUUCGUGUUCAUGUAGAGUCGUAGCAGCAUUAGGAACCAGCCAAACCAAGCAAUGUGUUCAUGUAGAUGUAGCGGUCAAUGGUGGGCACCGCGAGGAAGACGAAGACGCGGGACGUUCGUGUAGAUCCAGCGGGGACAGGCACCGGCGGCGAGACCCAUGGAUGAUCGAUGGAUCCAGCAGCCGUGGCAGUUUUAUACCACUAUUUUUCCAAAAAAAAAUAUUUGCUGU